Emiliania huxleyi CCMP1516 is the source of this 876-nucleotide messenger RNA. RefSeq lists its product as hypothetical. The record is from RefSeq and is a predicted model, not a curated record. Bases 1 to 876 code for a protein of 291 amino acids. Gene Ontology annotation, biological process: mitotic sister chromatid separation; meiotic chromosome condensation. NCBI's taxonomy places the organism in Eukaryota, Haptophyta, Isochrysidales, Noelaerhabdaceae. Gene Ontology annotation, cellular component: condensin complex; nucleus. Gene Ontology annotation, molecular function: chromatin binding. The transcript is spliced from 2 exons.
AUGGCGACGCAGGGCUCUGAUGCGCGCUACGCGCACCUGCUCGAGCCCAUCCGGGACCUCGCGCAGAACUGGUCGAUCGACAUCGCGAGCGAGCUCGAGGAGUACCUCGGCGAGCUCGAGUCGAUCACAAUCUCGUUCGACGACGGGACGACGCUGAACUUUGCAGAGGCGGCGCUGCUGAUCCAGGGCUCGACCUGCAUCUACUCGAAGAAGGUGGAGCACCUCUACACCCUCGUCUACCAAGUGCUUAACCAGGUCGUCGAGCAGAAGCGGGUCGCAAGGCAGGCCGCCUCGAUUGCAGAGGACGGGACCGACCGCGACGUCGUCGAGAUGGCGGCGGAGGACGCGUGGCUGACGCUCGACGACACGCUCCAGGAGGUGGCCAACAUCUCGCUCGCGCCGACGCGCGGCGCGCCCGACACGUCCGCCUUCACCCUCUCGCGCACGCCAUUCUUGGGGGGAGGCCCCUCCUCCUCCGGCGCGGGCGGCGAGAGCGAGUACAAGAUGCACUCGUGUGUGGUGCACGCGUCGGGCGCGCUGCUGCUGCCCAACGUCUACCUCCCGCCCCACGUCCUCGCCGCCCUCUCCCCCGCCGACCGAGCGGGCUUCACCCCAAACGCGCGCUCGGCGGCCGGCGCGGCGGCGGCGUUCGGCGGCGGCAGCGAGGAGGGCGGCGACGACGGGACGGUCGCGAUGCGCGACGAGGACGACGACGACACCUGGCAGCCCGCGGACGACGGCGGCGGCGGGAGCGGGCCGAGACCUCCGAGCACGCCCCGCCGGCCUCCGACAGCGCUCAAGCCGCGCGCGGCGAGGCUGGCGGCGCACGCUGCGGCGCGCGGCCGGCGGCUGGCGGCGCGAGCCCGACCUCCGUGA